ACGGAAAUACUCUUUUUUUACAAUCAAGUCGGCGUCUGUUUUCUUCACAUUCCUUGCGCCCCCCGGGGAGACACUGGGCUGAGAGCCAAGAAGAAGCGGCAUCGGUGUUGGCUGCAGGUUUCCGCUGAUGCCGACUAAGGCUAUCCAUUACUAAAUUCUUCUAUUUUUCUCCUACCAUCUCCCUUGAUUCAACUCUCUUUUCGCUACUUUGUCAUUCGUCCUCGAUCAUAUAUUCCCUUUUGGGUCAUAACCGGUAAGCGGGGGUGUCAAGGAGGGCCCCAAGGGCUCUCAUAAUUUUAGUGAUCGGGGGCAAAACAAAAACAUCCCACACCUAAAGGACACUUUUUUGAAGUAUGAGCUUGGUCUUGACAAAGUCUUUGAGCAAACACCAUUUAUUUGUAAAAGCCCAAAAGGUUAUAUUUUCCAGUCUUUGCAUGACUGAUUUUAGUUCGGCUGAGAUUCUAUGUGGAAACCAUUACCCCCUUGACUAUAUACCUACCUACCUACCUACACAGUUAACUCCCUUACACGCCCCAGAAAUGAACACGGAGCAGGCGGCAAAGCUGCCAACACCCGACGACCCCAGAUGGUUUACGGGCGCUUACAACAGCACGAUCGAAGAGUUGGGUGCACAGCUGAUCCAGGAGGAGCUCGGCCGGAAAUCGUCCAACAUGGAAUCGAUACCAGAAUCAAGACAAUUACCAGCGGUACACCAGUCCACCAUGACGGCAGACGGCGUCACGGUCUUUUUCCGCCACGCCGGGCCCGAAUCGCCCACGGCACCCACCAUUGUGCUGCUGCACGGCUUCCCCAGCUCGUCCUUUAUGUUUCGCAACCUGAUACCCCACCUCGCCCUCGCCGGCUACCGAGUCUUUGCUCCCGACCUGCCCGGCUUCGGCUUCACCGACGUCGACCCGGCUCGCGGCUACCACUACACCUUUCAAAACCUGGCCGCCACCUUCGAGGCCUUUGUGGACGCCCUGCACCUGCGCCGCUUCGCCCUCUACGUCUGCGACCUCGGCGCCCCCGUCGGCCUGCGCUUCGCCCUGCGCCGGCCCGACGCGCUCGCCGCCCUCGUCACCCAGAACGGCAACCUCUACCGCGAAGGGCUCGCGCGGCCCUUUUGGGCUCCCUUCGAGGCCUACUGGGCCCAGCCCACGCCGUCGCACUGCCCGCCCGCCCGCGACGCCCUGCGCUGCCUGGUCGAGUACCCGGCCACCAGGUGGCGGUACACGCAGGGCAGCCCCUCGCUGGCGCGGAGGGUGUCGCUCGAGCCCUGCGAUCUGGACCAGACCCUGCUCGACAGGCCCGGCAUCAAGGAGGUGCAGCUGGACCUGUUCCACGACUACCGCUCCAACGUCGAGCUCUACCCGGCCUUUCAGCGGUACCUGGCCCAGUCCGUCGUGCCCGUGCUGGCCGUCUGGGGCCGUCACGAUCCCAUCUACACCCCCGACGGCGCGGUUGCCUUCAGGAGGGACGUGAGGGACAUGGAGAUUCGGUGGAUAGACGCCGGCCACUUUGCGCUAGAGGGGAACGAGGUCGACGUCGCCGGGGCCAUGUGCGAGUUCUUUGACACUUAUUAUAUAUUCAGCCCCUUGGCUGCGUGAGGACGGCUGUGGCGUUGAUUGGUUGUCAUCAUGGUGGAUUUUCUUUCGAAGUUGCUUUUUUCCCUAAUGGUUUUACGAUUUUGGCAUAUUAUUCCCACCAUCGAGCGGGGCGGGAAAGUCUCUUGGUUUCUAUUCAUUUUGGGAGUUUGGGAGUUUUUGGGGGGAAACAGGUUGCAUACACGGGGUGUACGGGCUAUACCAAAGGGCUAUCAUUUAUUUUUCCCACUUUCAUCCAUCUGCUUACCAUCUCGAAUUACCUAAACAUUGAAGAUUAAUGACGAGUCUGGGUCUGACGGACCAGCCCAUAACUAAUUCUAAGCUCCUUGAUCC
Molecule: messenger RNA, 1937 nt
Organism: Pyricularia oryzae 70-15
Lineage: Eukaryota; Fungi; Ascomycota; Sordariomycetes; Magnaporthales; Pyriculariaceae
Product: twin-arginine translocation pathway signal
Exons: 1
Coding region: 354-1607 (417 amino acids)
Molecular function (GO): epoxide hydrolase activity
Source: RefSeq, a predicted model, not a curated record